Messenger RNA from Lotus japonicus, 1132 nucleotides. RefSeq names its product fasciclin-like arabinogalactan protein 12. The record is from RefSeq and is a predicted model, not a curated record. The transcript has a single exon. Bases 83 to 961 code for a protein of 292 amino acids. NCBI's taxonomy places the organism in Eukaryota, Viridiplantae, Streptophyta, Magnoliopsida, Fabales, Fabaceae.
CAUCAAUGCAUCAAGUGCUCAUUCCAAGUACAAUUUGCAUAUCUUUCCAACAUCAUCUUAACCUUAAUUUACCAAAACCAAAAUGGAGAUGAUGAAGAAGCAAUCUCUCUUGUUCUUUGCACUACUAGUUUCUCUCUUGUAUUCCACCACUACACUAGCCCAAUUAUCACCUGCUUCUGCUCCAUUAAAACCUGCCACACCAGUCCCAACCACACCAGCCUCUUCCCCAAAACCACUGGUUCCUUCAUUGCCAGAGUCACCAAGUGAUUCCACCGCCCCUGACACUGCAGCGGUUGACAUUGUUGGAAUCCUGCGAAAGGCCAAGUCAUUCAAUGUCCUAAUCCGCCUCAUGAAAACCACUCAAUUGAUCAACCAACUCAACUCACAGCUCCUAACCAUAAAAACAGGUGGCUUAACCAUUCUUGCACCAGAUGACAGUGCCUUCUCAGAGCUCAAAGCAGGGUUCCUCAACUCUCUUUCUGAUGGACAGAAGCUCGAACUUCUACAGUUCCAUGUGAUUUCAGACUAUGUUUCUAGCUCAAACUUUGAUACCUUAACAAACCCUGUGAGAACACUUGCAGGAGCUAGGCCUGGUAAAGUGGAACUGAAUGUGAUUAGUUAUGGUAGCAGUGUGAACAUCUCAACAGGGGAAGUCAACACCACCAUCACUGGGAUUAUAUACACGGAUAAGCAUCUUGCUAUUUAUAAGGUGGGUAAGGUGCUUCUUCCUAUGGAUUUCUUUGCAGUUGCUAAAGCACCAGCAAAGGCUCCAUCUUCGGCACCAGAACCUUCAGCAGAAGCCCCUAAAGCUGAUAAGGAGAAGCCAUCAUCAGAUGAUUCCUCUGAUUCAUCUCAGAUUAGUUCCACAAGCAUGAAAUCUAGCAGUGUGAAAAUCACUACGUGUGGAAAAUGGGUGUCCCUAGUUCUUGGAGUAGCUCUCAUGACCGUAGUGUCAACAUAAAGCAAACUUGGAUGAUUGGGAUGAUCCAAGCUAUUAGCUACCAUUAUUGAUAUGGAUAUUGAAGAGUGCUAUUUUGUGUUGUUUUAUUGCGAGAAAGGAGUGAAUAUUACUGUUGUAUCUAGUUCUCUCAAUUUAUUCUGAUAUAAGAAUGUUAUACUAUGGUUUUAUCUA